AUGUUCCUUAACUCAAAUUAUAUAUACCCACAUUCAUAUAUUGAAGCAACACAAGAUAAAUCAUACAAAAAUUACUUAAUUGAAUCAACUAUCACUGGAAGUCAAGGAUAUACAGGACCAAUUGGUCAUGAUCAUGGUGAAAAUAUUGUUCGAAAUGUAAAUAUUUCUAAUUCACAAGCAUCAUCGAUAAAUUCAGUCUACUCUAUUUCAGGAAAUUCAGAUUUAGAUUCAACUGUUUCAUAUUCAACAUUUAUUAAAAACAUUGCUGAUGAUGAAAGAUGUUUAUUACAUUAUAAAAAUGGAAAUCGAGUUAACCAUUGCAACAUCAUUUCAAAUGAAUGUUCAAUGACAUCAACAUAUUUUAAUGGAGUUAUUUAUGCAUCUUACUAUGUUAAAGUUUUUAUUACAGAAUGUAUUAUAUCAAACAACAAAGGAAAUUCUCUAUUUUUUGCAAAUAUUGAUGCUUCAAUUACAGUUUCUUCUUGUUUCAUUCCAUCAAAUAAUAUUUAUAGUUAUUACACAACAACAACAGGAGGUAAUGCAAAUUUUGAUAUUUCAAUAACUAAUUCACUUUAUUUUAAUAAUUCACAUAUAUCUACAGCACUUUGUUAUGCAGAUUAUCCAUUUUAUUAUUUGAUGAAUAUUACAACAGAAAAAACGAAAUAUAAAAUAAGAGAAGACACAACAAUCAAGGGAACAGUUUCAUUUGAUCGAAAUAAAGAAGAAUCAUUUACACUUGAAAUUUGGAUUGACAGUUAUUCAUCAACUCAACUUAAUAAAUUAAGUGGCUCUUCAACAUAUGAAUAUUCAAUCAACAUCCCGAGUGAAUUAUCAAUUGGAAAACACAAAAUUUAUUGCAAGUUUUCAGAUUCAAGAACAUUUGUAUCAAACACAGUUUCAGUUGAAUUUGAAUAUUUAUAUACAUUUUCACUUGAAUUAGAAAAUCUUGAAAGAAAACAAUACAACAAAACUAUUGACAAAGGUAUCAAAAUAAGAGGAAGUGGAAUUUAUUCUGAAGAUUUUUCUAUUAAUUGUAGUAUUGGUGAUAUCAAUAGUAUAUUCGACGGAACUCUAACUAAAAACGCAGCAACACAUAGUUUUACAUUUUCAGGUUCCUGUUUUAUUCCAAAUUCUAUUGUAGAAGAAAAUAACUAUUCAGUUACAGUUUGGGGAACAACAAUUAAUAGUGGUGAAACUACAUCACUACAAUCAAAAGAAUUUUAUUUCUAUCGAAACUAUCCAGUUCUUGAAGUUACUCCUCUCACAACACGUCGAUUCAUUCACAACAUUGACUCUAUUAUUUCAGUUUCCGGAUUUGUUUCGGAUCAAGAUUGUGAUGAUAUUGUUGUAGUCUACGUAUUUAUUGACGGAUAUCCAAAUAGUCAAACACAACAAUCAAUUUCAACAAUUUCUAUUCCAGAUUUAGAAAAACAUCAAUUCAACAUUUCUAUUUCUAUUCCAAACAAUCUUUCACGUGGUUCUCAUAAUCUUCUUAUUAAAUGUUGUGACAAAAAAGAUAAAUGUGUUUCAUCUAACAUAACAUUUUCAUACUCAUUCAAUGCUCCAAUCCUUAAUAUUACACAUAAACCAGCAUUUCCAGUUUUCAUCAACCAAUGUCACACUCUUGAAUUCUUUCUUUCAGUUUCAGACAAAGAUGGAAUGAGUUAUAUUCGAAUCUUCCAUGUUCUUAACAACACUCAAGGCAACAUUGUCAACAUCACUCUUUCUAAUGAUUCUCAACAUGAAACUCAAUAUUUCAUUCCUAUUCCAAAAGACAUCAAUGUUGGAAGUUGUUCUCUUAAAUUUUAUGCAGUUGAUGAAUAUGAUUUAAUCUCAGAUCAUCAAUUUAUCAAUGCUACAUUCGAGAAAUAUACUCAAGAUGAAUUAGAAGAACAACGAAAAAAAAAUAAUCAAAAACGAAUGAAUUUCCCUCCCUUUUUUUAUAUACUUUCAACUGAUUUGCUAUAA
This is a messenger RNA of Trichomonas vaginalis G3, 1968 nucleotides long. RefSeq lists its product as uncharacterized. The record is from RefSeq and is a predicted model, not a curated record. NCBI's taxonomy places the organism in Eukaryota, Parabasalia, Trichomonadida, Trichomonadidae. The transcript has a single exon. The coding region runs from base 1 to 1968 and encodes 655 amino acids.